Perca fluviatilis (European perch) is the source of this 1107-nucleotide messenger RNA. It is a transcript of the gene dhrs11a, whose product is annotated as dehydrogenase/reductase 11a. NCBI's taxonomy places the organism in Eukaryota, Metazoa, Chordata, Actinopteri, Perciformes, Percidae. The record is from RefSeq and is a predicted model, not a curated record. The transcript is spliced from 7 exons. The coding region runs from base 252 to 1019 and encodes 255 amino acids.
CCAAACAUUUACUCACGACAGGGCUCUUCAUAUUUCAUCCAGAGGAGCGCAUGGAUUCGGGCUCAGGCACACUGCCCGCCGCUGUCCUGGAUGCUGCACAGACUGAAUAAGGAGGCUGUCCCUCAAUCUGAACAUAAUAAUCGCACAUAAUACUGAUAGCUGCAACUGUGACAGCUUGAACUAAGCAGACAGAGGAACAGCGCAGGAGCUGUUGUUUCGUGUACAGUACCGGUGUAGACAGUACGGUGGAGAUGGAGCGGUGGAAAGGCAGAGUGGCCCUGGUGACCGGAGCCUCGGUGGGGAUUGGAGCGGCUGUAGCCCGGGCACUGGUCCAGCAAGGCAUGAGGGUUGUCGGCUGUGCCAGGAGUGUCGACAAAAUAGAGAAGCUGGCAGCAGAAUGUCAGAGUGCAGGCUACAGUGGCACACUGAUCCCUUACAAGUGUGACCUGUCCAACGAGGAGGAGAUCCUGUCCAUGUUUUCAGCAAUCAAGACGCUGCACAAGGGCGUGGACGUAUGCAUCAACAAUGCCGGGCUGGCCCACAAUGAGCCCUUGCUCAGCGGAAAGACAGAGGGCUGGAGGAACAUGAUCGACGUGAAUGUCUUAGCCUUGUCUAUCUGCACCCGUGAGGCGUACAAGUCAAUGAAGGAGAGGAAUGUGGACGAUGGCCACAUCAUCAAUAUUAAUAGUAUGGGUGGGCAUAGAAUGGUGCCUAGUGCUGAUGAGCAUUUCUACUGUGCCACUAAAUACGCUGUGACUGCUUUGACUGAGGGGAUACGGCAAGAACUUCGAGAAGCAAACACCCACAUCAGAGCAACAUGUAUAUCUCCUGGAAUAGUGGAGACUGAGUUUGCCUUCCGGCACCACAACAGUGAUCCAGAGAAAGCCGCUGCAGUGUAUGAGAGUAUGAAGUGUUUGAAAGCAGAAGACAUAGCCAGCGCGGUCACAUUUGUCCUCAGUGCCCCUCCUCAUGUCCAGAUUGGAGAUGUGCAGAUGAGGCCAGUAGAGCAGGUUUCAUAGCAGUGAGACAGGAAGCUGCAGGAGGAGCAGACAGACAGCAGCCAUGGUGACUCCUUAGCGACCUCUGCUGGGUAAGGGUUGGGGGGGG